CUAGUAGCUGCCGCCCAAUGAAAGAGACGCCAGUUCUCUGUAUGCGAAUAUAGCGGUGGGUCAUUACAAAUCAAACGGACAGAGGGCGGGGAAACAGUCACCGGUGAGGGACAUAUACAUCUUAUCCGUUUGCUCGAUGGUGUACUGCAGUCCAUUACAGUGUCUUAAGAUCCAGUACGAGGUGCUUUGGGCCUGAAAAUGGACUCUAUUUCCCUGCUGGGCAGCAGCCCGGCCAGCACCAAAGUUUGCUUCCUACCCAACGGUCUGAAGAACUGUUCCAAGGAGGGAUCUGGCAAGCCCACAGUCGGCAUCAUCGGUUCUGGGGACUUCUCCAAAAGCCUGACCCUCCGGCUGCUCCGCAGUGGGUUUCAUGUGGUGGUGGGGAGCCGACAGCCCAAGAGAGCGGCCGAGUCAUUCCCACAUGUGGUAGACGUGACCCAUCACGAGGAUGCAGUGGGGAAAGCCAACAUCGUGUUCCUGGCCAUUCGCCGAGAGCAUUAUUCCUCCCUCUGGGACAUCAAGCACCUGCUGGCAGGAAAAAUACUGGUGGAUGUCAGUAACAACAGACGGGUGAACCAGUAUCCAGAAUCAAAUGCAGAAUACCUAGCCUCCCUAUUCCCAGAAUCCAUUGUGGUCAAAGGAUUCAAUGUGAUCUCGUCCUGGGCCAUGCAGUCAGGCCCCAGAGACUCCAGUCGACAGGUCUAUAUUUGCAGUAAUUCAGUGGACGCUCGACAGCAGCUCAUUGAAAUGGCGCGUCAGCUGAGUUUCAUCCCUGUGGACAUGGGCGCCCUCUCCUCUGCCAGAGAGAUCGAGAAUAUGCCACUGCAUCUCUUCACAGCCUGGAAAGGACCUGUUUUGACCGCCGUCGCAUUGUCCAUCUUCUUUUUCGCUUACUCCUUUGUGCGGGACAUUAUCCAUCCUUAUAUGAAGACCAGACAGAGUUUUUUCUACAAGAUUCCUCUGGAAAUAGUGAACAGGACGCUGCCUGUAGUGGCCAUAGUUCUGCUAGCGCUGGUGUAUUUAGCAGGACAGCUUGCUGCCGUGUACCAGCUCAUCUACGGAACGAAGUACCGCCGUUUCCCGCCCUGGUUGGAGGGCUGGCUGGAGAGCCGCAAACAGCUGGGUUUGUUGAGCUUCUUCUUUGGCUGCAUACACGUGCUGUACAGUCUCUGCCUGCCCAUGAGACGCUCAGAGAGAUACCUGAUGCUCAACAUGGCCUAUCAGCAGGUCCAUGCCAAUAUCGAGAACUCAUGGAACGAAGAGGAAGUUUGGAGAGUGGAGAUGUACGUUUCCUUCGGCAUCAUGGCUCUGGGUCUCCUCUCUCUAUUAGCUGUCACUUCCAUCCCAUCCAUCCAUAACGCACUCAACUGGCGAGAGUUCAGCUUUAUCCAGUCUACUCUAGGUUACAUCGCCCUGCUCAUUUCCACGUUCCACGCUCUGCUCUUCGGCUGGCAGCGAGCGUUUCUGGAAGAGUCUUAUCGCUUCUACAUGCCACCCAAUUUUGUCCUGGCCCUGGUUCUACCUGUCACGGUGAUAAUCGGAAAAGUGCUGUUGCUGCUUCCCUGUGUGAGCCGGAAGCUGAAACGGAUCAGGCGUGGAUUAGACCCCAAUCAGAGCCGCACCAACCACGAGAGACCAGCUGCCCACGUUUCACCUGAAAGAGUCACCAUCAUGUAACUCCACCACAGUUUUUAAUGUCACAGUAACGGUAAACUCUCAGUCUUUUGUUUUUAGUUGUGCUAAUCAUACUCAUAACACCUGGCCAGCGUACAGCACAUCUAUGAAUUGAUAUUUCAGCUGCUUUAUUGGAUAAGGGUCCUGGACUAAAAGUUCUGUUUGUAGUUAGUAUUCUGUUCCAGAUGAUGAAUAGGAGUUCAGUUAGAACUGCACUGGUCAUGUGACCUCAUUAACCUCUUGAAGGAGGAUGUCAUGUGAUUGGAUGACCUGAUCAAGAGCUUUAUUGUAUCCCAAACUUUAUUAGAAACAAUGUUAUUUACGUGCACGCUACCAUUCAAAAAUUUGGGGUUGGUAAAAUGUCUCUUAUACUUAACAAGGUUGGACUUGUUUGAUUAAAGUACAGUAAAAUAGUAACAUUGUGAAAUAUUAUUAGAAUUUAAAAAUAACUUUUCUGCUUUAAUAUAUUUUAAAAUAUAAUUUAUUCGUGUGAUGGCAAAUUUUCAGCAGCUAUUACUCCAGUCUUCAGUGUCACAUGAUCCUUCAGAAAUCAUUGUAAUAUGCUGAUUUGGUGCUCAAGAAACAUGUAUUAUUAUUAUUAUUAAUGUUGAGAACAGUUGUGCUGCUGAAUAUUUUUGUGGAAAUGUGACACAUUUUUUUCUUUCAUAAAUAGAGUUCAAAAGAGCAGCAUUUAUUAUUAUUUUCUAACAUUAUAAAUGUCUUGACUGUCACUUUUGACCAAUUUGUCAUUUUUUUUUUUUAUUAAAAGUUUUCAUUUAUUACCCCAAACUUUUGAACAGUAUAUAACAUGCAGUUUCAUUAAACCUUUGACGUGUUUUAAAGUCAACAAAGUCAAAACUGACCUUAAUAAAUGUUCUUGAUCUUAUUUUGCACAAUUCAUCAGUGUUUUUUUAAUAUUAUUUAUAUAACUAUAAAUAAAGACAAAAUUGUCUUUGUAAUCUUUCAUCAAAAUGUAGUGACUUUUGAAAAACUUUCCUUUUCGGCAGACUAAGCCACCAAUGUUAACCAACAUCCAAAUAGCUGUUGAAGUAUUGUAAAAUCUCGCCAAAGGUUAACACUUUAAAGGUGCAGUAAGCAAUUUCUGAGAAACACUGUUGAUAUUUGAAAUCAAUCCAAACAAACACACUCCACCUUUCAUUGCUCCGCCCCCAAAACUCGCAAACACUCAACACUAGAGUGGAUGUCUCUUGACUCUUUAUUAUAGCAAAGCAAAAUAAAAUGAAGAUGACGAAUGAACAACAAGGAAGAACAAAAAAUAAACAUACAGUACGCAAAAGUGUAUACAAGCAACAGUUGGUUGUUAGCCGCCAACAGCACAGCAGUUCCAGACAAACAAUGGGUGUGUCUCAAUCAGCUCCCUAGCUCCCAAGCUCGUGAAUCAGUAUAUCAUGUACACGAAUUCGGGCACUGGUAAGGACAGUAAAGGACGCUGGUUCACUACACAUUGGGACACUUAUGACUCUAUUUCCGGCGACGUGACAAUGUCCUCAUUGUACAACAUCACUACUGGUAUUUAUGAACAACAGCAGAGCUGAUAUUUUCUGACAUUACUUGUAAUGUUAUUUAAAGUACAUUAUGAUAAAUUAUUUGCUUGAUACAUAUACGUGCAACAUUUCAGUCGUAAAUAAUUUAUAAAUGUUAGCUAGAUUAUGAUCAUUACCUGUCUAGCGAUAUAUGUUUGUUAAAAUAUGAAAUAUGUUUCGCGCUUUAGAAUUUCCGUUAAGGGAGCAUAGUGAGCAUUGAUGCUCCCUGGUUUUCACGGUGCAUUGUGGGACUUUUUAGGGAGCGAACGUUUCAGUGCCCUGGAAGGAUUCUGCGAUUGAGACAGCCCUUAAAGUGGCCGACUCCCUGAUCAGUGUCCUGACUACUGAACUAGGGAGCUGAUUGAGACACACCCAAUGACACUCAAAACUGUCCUGUUACUACAGCUAACAUUACAACAACAGCAUAUCUUGGUUCUAUGAGACAUAGCAAAACCAAUGUUACUCACGUGUGGAGCAGAAACAACCGUCCGUUUUCAGGCUUUCCCAAUUAGGUUUCUCCAGCGCUGCAAAGCUUUUCUAAUAUUAACGCGGGUCCUAAAGCUCUUGCCUGAUCAUAACCCUUUAUUUUCCAGUGAUAUUCCUCUGACCUUUUCUCUUUUGUAAUGUCUCUCAGCCAUCUCUCUUUCUACAGUGUUUCUUCAAAUCUCCCUCUUGCUCACUCUCUCCAUUAUGAGUGGACACGCCCCCUACUGCUGAUUGGCUACAAGUGUGUUGUGCUCAGUCCGAUCCACGUUCAACAGCGUUUCUCAGAAAUUGCUUACUGCACCUUUAAUUGGAUUGCCAAAUAACAUUAAUGUACAGUUUUACAAAAAUACCACAUAACAAUAGUUCGGGAAAAGAAAAUUACCUUUGUGAUCAAGAUUUUCCGAACGUUCAUGUCUCCAUUCUGGUACGGAAACACCCGCUUUUCUCUACUCAAUCAAUUCCCAAUGGGAAUUUUCACUGUGAAAUAUGUCACAUUACAGAAGUUAAAUAAGCUGUGAAUGUCAUUUCAUGUUGACUUUAGUAUAAACACCGAAUCUGUUCAUGAAUUUAACACCUGUACAGGCAAAGCAGUACCAUGAAAUGCUAAACCACUGUAAAUGACCUGCACAGACUCACUGAUAAACAUCUCAUGUUAAAAGACAGCUCUUUUCUACACUGUUUCUUGUGACCUGUACUGGAAGCUGUUUUGUGUCACUUGUCUUGUUACACAAUGCUAUCUGCCUACAGUGUGCUGUUUGAUAGAGUGUGAACACUCGAACUCCUGUGCCUGAUGCUUGGAGUACCAAUAAACACAACUGUACAGUA
This is a messenger RNA of Ctenopharyngodon idella (grass carp), 4529 nucleotides long. It is a transcript of the gene steap2, whose product is annotated as STEAP family member 2, metalloreductase. The record is from RefSeq and is a predicted model, not a curated record. Gene Ontology annotation, cellular component: plasma membrane; endosome. Gene Ontology annotation, molecular function: ferric-chelate reductase (NADPH) activity; cupric reductase (NADH) activity. Gene Ontology annotation, biological process: copper ion import. Lineage: Eukaryota; Metazoa; Chordata; Actinopteri; Cypriniformes; Xenocyprididae. The coding region runs from base 199 to 1677 and encodes 492 amino acids. The transcript is spliced from 5 exons.